AUCAUGGAGAAACGAGUAUGUUAUAAUUUAUCAAACAAGUCAACUUUUUUUGCGCCACCUGGUAUAUGUUGACGAAGACACGUUUGUUUUUCUAUAGUCAAAAUUUUUCUGGCUGUCCUUCAGCAGCAUAUUGAGAUAAAUAGAUUAGGAGUAGUUCAAAUGAGGCCAAAGAUGCGGCUGGAUAAGAUAGACUCUUAAAAAAAGUUUUUGACGUCUUUCAAUUUGGUCAACAAGUAACUACUGGAAGAGUAAAGGUCUGCGAUAUUGAUAAAGCAAAAUUUAACGUGUUCAAAAAUUUUCUAAUAUGUUUCUUAACUCGUGUUGCUAUGGCAAUCAUGACGUUACAACAUGGCGGAUAUUUUGGCUUUAGGUCGCUGUAACUCCCAAAAAAGUUUGGUGACAUCCAUUUUUUAUUUCAUAGAUCUUUUACAACUACUGAAAGGAAGUGCUUAUAAAAUUUUAAAAAAAUUCUGUGGAAGGGAAAUAUUUCAAAUUGAUAAAACGUGAUUUUUGCAAUUUUGAAUGUUUCCCUUCCAUAGAUUCUUUUAAAAAUUUUCCAAACACUUUCAGUAGUUGAAAAGAUAACAUUCCAAAGUUUCGCUAGACCUAAGUUACUUAUUUGGAGUAUAUGUCACACACCUUAACAUGUUAAUAAACCUAGCAUUGGACAAUUAGAAGUUUAGAGAUGCUAUAAAGUUUUGUUUCUUUUUUAUGACUAUAACAAUGUAUAGAAAUAAAACAGUUCUGGCUGUGCCUUUUUCAACGGUUCUGGCCGGAACCUUAAAACAUCUGAGGUCUGGCCGGAACCAAGUUCUGGUGGUUGCACCCCUAGCUGGGAUCAUAUAAAAAGGUUAUUUCAAUGUUCAAUUUAAAUUUAUAUAAUGACACUUUCUUUCAACCAUUGGAUAGCUUUUUUAUCAAACUAGAAGAAAACAUCAUGCCAAAGAUCACUAUGCUUUUAAUGGUGAUCUCCAGUCCGUAAUGUAAACAAACGCUUUGUUUACAUUUCGAACUGCUAUAUUUGUAAAAUAUGAUAUACUAACUGAAUAUCUUACACUGUUCUGGUUUGUUAUGCUCGUAAAUGAAUAUAAACCAGAGUUUCAAUUCAGAAAAAGUUCGAAAGAUGCGAUAUUUGGGCAAUGUUUAUAUCGGUGAGUUCCCCUUUGUUAUGAGCAGAACCGAUGCACAGAACGAACUGGAGAUCACCUUUAAACUUUAUAUAUUUAAUACAUGGUGAAAUCUGUUCAAGUAUGUGAUAUUUUGGAAUAAUCUAGUUCCUUCUAUGUUGCUGUAAUCUUUUGUGAUAAUUUUGUUCUAUGUUGGUGCAAUGCACUCAGGCUAAUAUCAAUGCUUGUAUCAUGUUACUCCAAGUAUGUAUCAACACAAAGAUAUUCAACUGAUAUGUUUAUAACUAUACACACAAAGCUUAUGACUUAGUGAGAACAUAAAUGAUGCUACUGUAUCUUGCAUGAAAAUUUUCCACCAAACAUAAAUUCAGUUACAUAUAGACUAUAUUGUGAACAAUCCACCCAAUCUGACAAGAAAUAACUGUGUUUCCUUCCAAACUAGUUGAGUACAAUGUGCCGAGAGUUAACUGUGUUUCCUUGCAGACUAGUUGACUACAAUGUCAAUGCGCCGAGAGUUGUGAGAGUGCAUGUCAUGUGAAAGUAAAAAAUAUGCCCUUCUUUGUUAUUUUAUACCCUGUCUGAUUAAUGCCAGACAAUUUUGACAAUAUGUUCUCGUAUCUGCUGUUUUUAAACACUUAAAAAUGUCUUGUCAACUCAGCAAUGUACCCCUCUAUACCAGAAUUUGAAGAAAAUUGGUAUUAGUUUGACAAAUUACAAUACUAUCUAUAGUUAUUAUUACUGGCAUAUUUUCGAUCGGCACAGAGUUUCAUGGCAUUACCCUGGUUUAAUUAAGCUCAACUAUAAGACUACACUGGACCGCAAAGCUGUAAAAAAAACGACACAAUACAACUGCAAAAUUACGAUCUUAUAUACAUCAUAAGCCAGCUUUUUAUUGAGCUGUAUUUAGAACCUUAUUUGUCCUUCAAAUUUCAACAUGACUAGCAUAGAUGUUCAAUGUUCAUAUUUACUUUAUAUUUUCAGGUAAUAUACAACAAAUGAGCAUACAUAUAAUCAUUAGAAUAAACACUACUUAUUCACGUUGCAUUUUUUCAUAAUAAACUUUAGAAAUUGAAUAUUCAAUAGCUGUGUAAAGUCAUGAAAAUUUAAUGACUUACCGAAGUUCGAAGCUGGAACAUCCGCCAUAUUGACAAAAUCGUAGCCAUGUGCGUGUGCCCAGGAAGCUAUAUAUACGCGCGCUCAUUUGCGUCAUUAAUUUAAGACAUAUCCUUAAUCUUAGCAAAUUUGACAUUUAAGGAUAAUCCCUAAUUCUACGUGUGAGGAUAUGUUGAAUUAUAAGAGCCCAGCUUCCUCAAAAAUUAUUCAUCACUCUGAUCGGUUAUAAACUGAUAUCGUAUCCUAGGUGAUAUUAAUUAAAUUAUAGCAAUUUUAAACUGAAAUCGAAAAUCGAGUAAGCACAUGUAGUUUAAUUUUUCUCAAUUAUUUAAACGACAAUGUCUUCGUUUUUUGUGUUGCUCAGCUUCGCACGACUUCCCCCCGUCUUUUUUGGCACUAGUUCAUCAUAACCAUAUGCGCUAUAUAUAGAUCACAGGCCGGUUGUUCAGAACCCAGCUAACGCUAACCCAUGCAGGGUUCAGUAAAUUACUAAAUUUAACCCGCUUUCGAACAACCGGCCCAUGGACAACAACAUGAAGGAAAUAUAUUAUUACCAUAGCCAGAAAUAUCAUACUGAAAUUCGCGUGAUUGCUAAGUUUAGUUGGAAAACAUUGUACUGAGUUUAGUUGCAAAACAUUGUAAAAUUUCUUUAGUAUCGCGUAUAGAUAUAAAAUCAAUCUAUAGACUACAUAGCUGCAUUAUGAACGCAUAAUUCAGUCUAUUGUCCACAGUCAUUUCAGUUUGUAACUGAAUAUUUUGUAAACAUAACACUAUGCAUUUCGUAUAGUUUAUAAUAUAUUCAAAUUUUACACGCAAACCUAUGUCUUUGGCUGUCAUUUCUGUUUUAAGUAUAUAGGCAAUGACAGUUUCUGAUGGAAAGGUUAAUGGCAUUAAUAAUGCAUGUGUUCAAAGGCGAAAAUUAAGCACCUUGACGAUGCAUUAAUUCUCGGUUUGCCUCGUUCAAGUCGAUUUUAAAACAUCCACAACGAAUUCAUGACACCAGAAGUUGCCUUUUAAACACCGUGCCGUCGCUUUCAUCUUUUUCAGUUCUGGCCUGAAAACGUAAUUGAUGCACGUAACAAAGCAACUCAUUAUUAAUCAUAUAUUUCUAAAAUAUUCAUGCAUAUCAUAUGGCUUUUAACUUAAGGGAACCUCGUAGUGUUAAGCUCUACCGUUAAUGCUCUCAGAUGUGGUUUGAUUAUAAACACCUUGCCUGGCAAAUAUAUUUUGUAAAGAUCUCUCUAAAUGUCAGAAACUGAAGUAGUAUGUAUUCUGAUGAAGUUCACCACGCACCCUUAGCCUCAGUUGAGUCAACAGUGCACCUUUAUCGCUCGCUAAGCUGAAAUGAAUUUACAUUGCCAACAGUGCGCUCUUUCAGCUCUCUCAGCUGACAGCUCACGCGAAUUUACAUCACACAAUUCAGUUUCAGUAAAGAGACUAUGGUAUAGAGCUCUCUAAAAUGUUGGGGUGCGAUCGCACGGACCGUAGUAGAGGACCGCCUUUGACUUCAUUCUACUCCAUUCAGACAAAACUAUAGCAAAAUAGCGAGGGUCUCGGCUGUGUAGAGACUAUAAUGUUGGCGGAAAUUCGGAUCGAAAAUUUCCUCCAGGUGGAAACCAGCCUUCAAAAUCUUCUCGACCUUCGGACCCAAGGCUAAGUGCAUGCCAGUCGUAAAAAACUGAAGUUAGUCAUGUAUUUUUACCCUCGUGGUGAACGCUCAUGGAUAGCUCAAAAUGACGAGAAGUCUUAUAACUGUGUAUUUUCGAGACUAUAUUUUCAGAACAGUGACAACACUGACGAGCGGUUUAUUAUCAGUGCUGCAUGAAUACCUUGUCAAAAUUCUGUUUGUAUAGUUUUAUUUACCCUAGGUUCAAUCAUUCAAUUGUGAACAUAGACUCUCUUUUGACCAGUUUAAACAAGACAGCCUGUCUGCAUGUAUGAUCUUGACCUUAUAUAUGGUCUUUAGCUUUGCACGUUUUUGGGCGACACCUUAAAUAAACGCAACAUUCAACACCUGGUGCUUUGUGUGAACGGGUCUCAGCAAACGGUGAACGUAUUUUCUAAAAAGCAUAUCGUCAUUCACAAUGGCUGUCAUCCUGGUCUUCUUCGCGCUUUUUUUAAUCGUAAAAAUACCGCAGCCAAGUGAAUGCCAAAAUAUUAGCCACGCUUUCUUUCGCAAAAUUCAACAAGAGCACUUGGGUAAUCAUGUCAUAGACACGAAGCAACUGACGAACAACGAGUUAGAAUGUGCCCUGCAUUGCGUUGAUGAUGGAUCGUGUGAAUCGGUAAAUUACAAAACAUCUGGAAUUGGUAAAGGUCUGUGUGAACUCAACAAUUCCACACUUCCAAAAACAUCUAACGCUAAUGAAAGAAUACGUAAUCCUGAAUUCGACCAUCUUUACAUAGUCGGAAAGAGACACAAAAGCAGCUGUGUCAAUAUCAAAGUCCCAGGUGACUUUGAUCUGAGUUUUGAAAGCGUUCAAAAGUUUACUUUGCUGGACAACAACGUGCCAGAGAUGUCUGAUAUGACACUCAUGUUUUGGAUCAACACAUUGAACGCUGACAAAAUGACAGUUUUAUCCUAUGCUGUGGGCGGUACCGAAGAAUUUGCAUUCUCGGUUGAAAGGGAAAAGAUGUACCUCAAAGUUCAACAAUUGGAAAAGUAUUUCUUUGUCCCGCCAAUCAAUGACGGCUAUUGGCAUCACGUGGGAGCAUCAAUGUCUCGGCUUGGAAACUACACUAUUUUCCUUGACGGUACAUUGGUCUACAGCGGCGAUGAACUUGGCUCGAAUUUACCAUUGAAAUCUGGAGGUGCUUUUGUCGUAGGUCAGAAACUGGGAAGCUCAGACGGGAAUUCAGAGAGUUCAUUCUCUGGCAAACUGAGCCAGUUAAAUGUAUGGAGUAGAUUUAUGUCUGCCGAUGCUGCCGAAAUGAAAUUAAAAAACCAAAGUUGUUUCAAUAAAGAAGCACUUGGAAAUGUCUUUACUUGGAGUUCUCUUAAGGACAAUUGUAACAGCAUGGUCGUCAUGGAACAGCCAAGCUCGUGUAAGCCGCUUCGAAAAAACCCGAGGUAUGACAUUGUCAUAAAACCAUCACAAAACAAACGGUCCGUCCAUAACAUAACAUAUGAUGAAGAACUCGAUGGUUUCACAAUCACAGCGUGGGUAAAAUACGAGAAGAACGCGUCGCUGAAACUGAACGCAGAACUUCAGAAAUUUGUUGACUACAAAAACGCUUCAGGGACCAGCUUGCUCUCAUUUUAUCUUACGGCUGAAAGUCUCACCUUGGAAAUAAAUGGAGCUGAAAAAAGAGAAGCAAGGAUUCCAUGGUUUUGGAAUGAAUCUCCAGCAUACUGGCACCAUAUUGCUACCACAUGGUCGAGUGAUACAGGACACUGGAAGAUAUAUCUGGAUGGUUCAUUGGUCUCCAUUAUGCAUGAUGUAGCUACAAAUAUCACCAUUCCUGCAGGAAGAAAACGUUACCUCCAAUUAAAUGGAUACGAAGACAGCUCUCAAAGUAGACUCAAUAUCUGGAACUAUGAAAUUGAUGGACAUGCUUUAUCAUUGAUGGCAAACAAAGGACCAUUGUUUGAAAACGGUAAUGUCUUUGCGUGGUAUGGAAUAAAGUCGAAGGUUGAAGACGAUAAUUCUAUAGAAUUUCAAGAAACGCCGUAUGAUAUACACAAUUCUCGAACAGAGUCUGAGUUUCAGAUGACUUUUCUUGAGGCUUCAGAUAAAAACUACGUCAAGAUAGAAAACGUCUUUACCUACCAAAUCUCGGUCUUUUCCCUUUGUUUUUGGGCGAAAUUCCCGGCUACAAAUGAGGUGUCUGGAAUAUUUGCCUACUCCACUAACAAUGAUCCAGACGAAAUCUUGGUGUAUUACCAUAAAACGAAAUCAGAUUUGGUCUUUCUUCUCAAUUAUAAAGAUCUCACGAAUGCGGUAGUAAAUAAGAGAGAGAAGGUGUUGACCCCUGAUUCGUGGCAUUUCUAUUGCCUGCAGUGGAGAAACAGCGAUGGUUUGCACGAGAUUUAUCAAGAUGGGGAAAAACUGGGGACGAGUGAUAACGGAACCAAUGGUCACAUUAUACCUGCCAACGGUACCGUAGUUCUUGGACAGGAAAUGGAUUCUCAUGGCGGGGGUUUUCAAGGCCAACAAGCGUUUAAAGGAAGCCUCGCAGGGUUGAAUCUCUGGAGGCAAUUUUUGACAGUCAAUGUUAUUCAAGGAAUGGCAUCUGGGGUCAUCAAUGUUAACGGAAAUCUUCUCCAAUGGAGAAAUAUCAGAACCAAACAUUUGUUUGGUAGCGUGACUAUACGGAACGGAUCCGAAGCAGAGAUUCCAGAAUAUCGAGUACAGCAUCUGCGAGAUGAAUGGUGUGAAAAAAAGUUCAAUGAAACGGUUAUCUAUGCCAGAUUUAUCCGCGGUCAGGGAACGAAUGGCUACAAGUGGAGAUUCGUUCAGCCGGCGGCCAUGUUGGAUGAGAAUAUGUGUUACAAUAUCACUAAGAAUUCAUCCUUGUACCAAACUGAGGCAAAGGAAGAAAACCUUUUGGGAAUUAAUUGAGAAUAAUUCCUAUUGAAUAUUAUUUAAUAUAUGAUUAAUUAAUGAACAUUGUCAUUGGCACUAAAAUAUUUAUCGUAUUUAUUGCGUCUAUAAUAAACUACAGCCGAAAGAAUAGGUUUAUAGUAUUUUGUAGAAAUAUGUUAAUAAACGUUGUAGAAAUAUCCUAAUAUACAUAUAGUAUUAAUCGUAUAUAGCCGGUAAACUUUAUGUAUCAGUAUCUCAAUUCUAAUGUAUCUCAAUUCGUCAGCAUGCGAAACCUUCGUGCGACAUGAAUUGUAUAAUUAUGUAGUAGACGACACGAGAUUGGUUAAAUAAAGUCAGUUUCACUUGC
Messenger RNA from Dendronephthya gigantea, 7133 nucleotides. RefSeq lists its product as uncharacterized. Bases 4325 to 6802 code for a protein of 825 amino acids. The record is from RefSeq and is a predicted model, not a curated record. The transcript has 10 exons. NCBI's taxonomy places the organism in Eukaryota, Metazoa, Cnidaria, Anthozoa, Malacalcyonacea, Nephtheidae.